Molecule: messenger RNA, 3402 nt
Organism: Kuraishia capsulata CBS 1993
Lineage: Eukaryota; Fungi; Ascomycota; Pichiomycetes; Pichiales; Pichiaceae
Exons: 1
Coding region: 1-3402 (1133 amino acids)
Biological process (GO): DNA-templated transcription; positive regulation of transcription by RNA polymerase II
Cellular component (GO): nucleus
Molecular function (GO): zinc ion binding; DNA binding; DNA-binding transcription factor activity, RNA polymerase II-specific
Source: RefSeq, a predicted model, not a curated record
AUGAACGGCUCAACUACUUUAGGAGAACUGGACUCUUCCCCCGAGUACCUCACGAAACCGUCUAUUCGUCGCAAAAGACAUAGAAUCCCUCUCUCGUGCAACGUUUGCAGACAGCGAAAGGUAAAAUGCGAUAGGAAUCGUCCAGUUUGUGACGUUUGUGUGAAGUACAACGUUGGCCAUUUAUGCCAGUAUGAUUAUAUUGAGGAGGGCGAUGGGUCUGGUAAGAAAGAGGCUGAAGGCGGUAAAAAGCAAAAAACUCAAAAGAAAGCCAACAAUGACACGAACCCAGCACUGAAGGUAUCUUCGUGUCCACUAAAAGAUAAUGGUAACAAUGGUUCACCAAAAUACCCUGCGGUCUUCAACAAACAGCCCUUAGUGCCUCCAACAAUCUCUUCACCAGCUCAAAACACCUUUGAGGCUAAUGCGGCCAGGUUUCAGCCUUUGCCGCCACAGCUAGUUCAGACGAACCCUUCGGCUCUACCGGUUGGAAAUGGUUUGGGCCAUCAUCACGUGCUGCCUCCUAUUCCGUCGUCAUUCAGCAAUUCGUCUCCACCCGAUAGAAAUGCCCCCAUUCAGACAGAGCUGGAGGAUUUGAAGGACAAAAUUCGGAAAAUCGAGGCAUCGAUUGCUAUUGCUGGUUUCUCGGGACAAUCUAUAAGCUACGGUCAAAGUGCAAGCAGUUUGGGAAACACACCACCGACUCCUCUGUCAAACCCUACUUUCAACGCACCUAGCCCUGGGGUUCAGAAUUGGGAGUCCAAGUGGGAUCAGAACUACUCGGUUCAGGAAAGCAAGCACUAUAACCACGGUCCAAACCACUUGCCUCCUCCGCGUCAAUUGCAGCAUCGUCUUCCACCAGCUGUUCCCCAGUCGCACAGCCAGCCUUACAAUUCGAGACCUGACUUGAGCAACAGUAACAAAUCCAAUAAUGGCAUAUUGGAUCCAUCUCCUGCGAGCUCCAUGGAUGGAGGAAGAGGGAGCACUGCAAGCAAAACUGGCGUCUUUUCCAAUCCGGAACUGCAAUCCACAUUGGAUCCAAAUGAGACUCUGAAUUUUCAUUCUGGUUACAUUCCUAUGCAUUUCAAGGAGUCAAGGGUUGUGAAUCAUGGCCCACUUGCAUGGAUUACAAUGGUCAAGAAAGACCCUUUUUUGAAGCAAAUGUGGAGCAGAGUUUUGAAGUUGAAGAAACAGCGGAAGAUUUUCCCUCAUGAUAUGAAUACUAGAGACGACAAAGGUAAGGAUGAAAUUGGAAUUGACCACGAUAAUGACAACGAUAUGGGUAACCCCAAAUCACCAGUAUCUAACUGCCAUGGGGAACGCAUUGGUUUUGACUGUCCUUCUAACAACGAAGCAUUUAAGUCCAGCGGAAAACAAAGCGAUCUUGACGACGAGUUCAGAGAUCGGAUGCUUGAGAAUGAAGGUAUCACCGAUCUUCAACCCUACAAGAAGGCAAAGAAAAGUCACAAAGAGGAGGGAAACAAAGAGACAUUGCCUUUGGGUAUAUCUGUUGACAAGCGUGAGACAGAGCUGACCACAAUAGAACACGUUGAGAGAUGCCUGCCUAAUAAAAAAGCCUUAUGGCUUUAUAUCGACAGGUUUUUCGAAUGGGUUUAUCCCUUUAUGCCUUACCUGGAUGAGGAAACAUUUUGCACCGAUGCAGAGAAGAUUUUUGGACCAAGGUCGGAUUCGGAAGAGAAAAUCGAAUCGAUCACUCUCGUUCGGAGACUUGAUUUCGCAACAGUCGGAAUACUCUUACUGGUUUUGAGAUUUUCGCACCUUUCCCUAAUGUCUAAUUCGGAUAACGCCGUGGCCGAGAAGCAGAUGACGGAUGAGGAGAAAUACCUCCUCAAAUUUCCAAUUGGUGUUGAUGUCACCGUUGUCGCGCAGCUAUGCCUGAACCAGUUCAGAUUGCUAAGAAGAUGUACUCUCACCAUUUUCCAAUGUGCACUGUACAUGAGACUCUACCAUAAAUAUGCACCAGAAGAUGGAGAUGGAGGAGACGGAGGAGACUCGCAAAUCUUCACUGGUAUGUUGAUCCAGAUGGGGACCUCGAUGGGUUUGAAUAGAGACCCUGUCAAUUUUGAGCCAAUGUUUGUAAACCCAAGGUUAGCUAAUUUAUGGCGAAAAAUCUGGUAUUGUUUGCUGUCAUUUGAUUUUUUCCAAAGUUUCGCGUUGGGGAACCCACAGACCUCUAGGUCCAACUUUUAUGAUUCGAAUCUGCCAAUUUACUCCUCUUCUGCUUCAAGCAUCAAAAACGUGUAUCUUGAAGAGGAAGUUAUCGCAAGUAUCAAUCGUCGUUUUGCAUUGGAAGUGAAGCUCCAGGAAAUCGCCGAAAAGGCACUUGACCUCAAAAACCCACCCAAAGUGGUGGAUCUGCUAAAAUCGCUGACCAGCUUGCGCGAGUUUAUAUACACAGAAUAUGGCUCCUUGCGCAAAAUAAUGAUUGAACCAACAGACGGUGAUCAUGUCAAGAAUAUCCGGAAAGUCAAGAGGGUGGUGGAAUACUGUGAAGCCAACCUUCUAAUCCACCCCGUGUACUAUCAUAUAUUUCUUCACUACGAGGACGUGGACAACUUCGACGUCUGUUCCCAUCUGUCGAAGGUCAUAUUGAAAGAGAUCAUGCAGAUCGUCUCCAAUUUUUUUGAAUUGCUCAAGACAAGUUACAAGUAUGUCGGACGCGGGUUUGACACGAUACUGACCCCAUGUCUUGAGAUGGCCAUGCACAAAACCCUUCAGUUUCAAUUCUCAUUGUAUGUUAGGUGUGCCCAUUUGAAAGAGCAGGGUGCUUCAAGCUUCGAACUGGAUCAGGCCAUGGCGAAGUUCCUGGAACAACUUAUCCACAACGUGAAGAACUACUUGAAGGGAUUACAAGUGGUGAGUAAGAAGUAUUACUAUGCUUGGAGGAUGAGCAAGGCACAGAACUUCAUUUUGAAAAUGUUGCAAGACCUUCCCGCGUUUUUGAAGUCGGGGGUGUUUGAGGCAUCAGAAAUUCCUCACAAGAACGCCAUUUCAGGUUUCGGGGCGAAGGAUUUCCAGAAGUUGGUGGAUAUCAUCGAUAUCCAGAGUUUUCUACAGGACCAGGCAAAAGAGGAAGGUGCGUUCUCAGACACUUUUACGAAUGCGUCCACCAUCUCAGAAAAUGCACCGGAAGAAGAUCCAACCUCGGAUGAUAUCUGGAUUCAGAUGUUGAAGAGUCAGAAUGAUGAUAUCAACACUACGUUCCACGACAAUACCGGCCAAUAUGCAGUCAACUUUGACAAUAGCACAAAUGAUUUCUUGAAGUCGACUGACAUUGACUUUGAGCAGAUUUUCGGUGGUGAAUCAAUUGACGUGCCCGUAGAUGCAUUUGCCGACUUGCCAUUUAACAUGAGCUGGAACAAUCCUAGCCUCUCAACGAUAUGA